AUGAAUUGUGCAGGCACCGGUCUGUACCUGUCUCUGCGUCGACGGUCUCGCUUCCGGAGCAAAGAUGAGACGUUCCUGGGAAGCCGGACGAUCCACACCCUUCCGCUGGCCCUGUCUAUGGUGGCGUCCAACGUGUCCGCGUCCGGUCUCAUCGCGUUCACCGCGCAUUACUACGUGUACGGCUUCCACACGCUCUGGGCCAUACCGGUCUUUGUGCCGGCCGUGAUGAUGGUCGCCUAUCUCUUCCUGCCCGUCCUGUAUGAGCUCAAGGUCACGUCGGUCUUCGAGUACCUUCGUAUGCGCUACGGAAACGGCGUUGGAGUUGCAUCGUCGGUGAUCUACUUCGUCUUAAGCCAAGCUAUAGGUGUGGCUGGCCUGUACAGUGCUGCGAUUGCCAUUUCUACAGUGCUCGAGGUGUCAACGGUAGUCGCCACAGUCAUAGUUGGCGUCGCUGGAACCGGAUACACUGCGCUGGGCGGGCUCCGCAGUGUAGUUUGGGCCGACUGCGUGCAGACCCUGAUCAUGACGGCCUCGCCUCUGGUAAUCAUCACCAAGAUAGCCUACGAUGCUUCCGGCACAAACGUGUCAGCAUCGAGCCGAGAAAAACUGGACGUCAGGGCUUACAUAUUUCGGACCGACCUCGACCUGACCACCGACGAAACAGUGUGGGCCGCCUCGGUCGCAGCGUUUCCGUACCAGCUCCUGCGACUGGGCCUCGAUCAAAUGAUCACGCAACGCUUCUUGGCGGCGAGGACUCUUCGCGAGGCGAGAGUGGUAACGUUCAUCGGUGCUGGCCUACUCGCCCUCUUCUACGCUCUCGGUGGCUUCACAGCCCUAGCAAUCGUCUUUUGGUUCCGGGGCUGUGACCCGUAUCUUUCCGGAUCCAUAUCUCGAUACGAUCAGAUCGUGCCCUACUACAUCAACAAAAGCGCAAGUGCGGUCGCCGGUGUGCGAGGCUUGUUCCUGGCUGGAGUGGUGAGCGCGUCGAUAAGCACGAUGUCGUCCAUUGUCAACUCCCAGGCAGCCGUGCUGUACGUAGACAUUGUGUCACCGAAAGUACGCGUCUCUGAAAAAACGACUCCAUUCGUUGUAGCUGGCCUCGCUGUGACCAGCGGCACGGUGAUGACCCUUUUUGGACUCGCGGUUCCUUACGCCGGAUCUGCUGCUAGGUUCUGCAUAUCACUCUACUCAUCGGCGUCGGGCCCCUUCGCCGGAAUCAUGAUACUCGCCUUCAUGUUCCCAUGGGCAAACGCAAGGGGCACGGCUACGGCAGCCCUCGCUGUCUUCCUCAUUCAGACAUGGCAGACCACUGGCAGGUUCUUAUCUAGGAUAGAACCGCGUAGGAUGUCAUACAGCGUGGAACAGUGCCCGUUGAACUCUACUGUCCAUGAGACAGAUUCGUCAAGCAGAAACUUCGAAGCAUCGCAGGUGUUCCUUCUGUACCGCCUUUCACCGUACUGGUGCUGCCUGCUGUCAGCCUGUGCGACCGUGCUGCUCGGACUGGUGUUCAGUCUGUUGAUCGCUGGACCAGAUGACAGCCUAAAAAAUGCCGCAAGAUUAUCGACACCAGCAACGUUGAAGUUCUGGCAGCGGAUCGGCCUGCUUCAACAUUUGGAAAAGGAGGCUGCUCAAAUCACAGUCGUUGACCCUUGCUUCAAAGUGUCCCCUUUCGAACUCCAACCCUUGCACGAGAGCCAGGGUGGUCAUCGCGUCCCCGUCGACGCGACGAGAGAGACUGGCGUACUUUACAAGUUCACUCAACUUGCAUCGUGACACACAACGUUCGAUGGAAUUUCCACCGACAGAGCGGUGUUGUCAGUGAGCUAUGGGACACUGACUGGGGACAGCUGCCCGACGUCAUCGCACGACAACCGUUGCCGGCUCCGACAGCUUCUCAUGGCAACGCCGUUUGUGAAAUUGCCGCAGAUGUAUAUAGAUACCUCUUGUCACGCAGUUUUGUCACCCGGAUCAUAUCGACAUCUCACCCCAGUGCGCUGAACUGCAGUUUUAGUUAA
Rhipicephalus sanguineus (brown dog tick) is the source of this 2015-nucleotide messenger RNA. Its product is annotated as sodium-coupled monocarboxylate transporter 2-like. Gene Ontology annotation, molecular function: symporter activity. The record is from RefSeq and is a predicted model, not a curated record. Gene Ontology annotation, cellular component: membrane. The coding region runs from base 1 to 1773 and encodes 590 amino acids. The transcript has 15 exons. Gene Ontology annotation, biological process: transmembrane transport; sodium ion transport. Lineage: Eukaryota; Metazoa; Arthropoda; Arachnida; Ixodida; Ixodidae.